Molecule: messenger RNA, 615 nt
Organism: Linum trigynum
Lineage: Eukaryota; Viridiplantae; Streptophyta; Magnoliopsida; Malpighiales; Linaceae
Source: the annotation of a GenBank genome assembly
ACUACUCCCCCUUUUCCCCUUCCCCUUCCCCUUCUUUCAGUUUCCCUAGCAGGCCUCUUCAGUCCGGCGAGCAAAAGACCGUAAAUAAAAAUGGCAAGCAGAGGAUGAUCAACCGUCGUCACCCACAACCGCACCCCAAGUCAUCAUGUCGGCGCUGACGUCGUAUUCCGAUUGCUUCUCGGACCUCCUAUGCGAGGCGGACUCAUCGGAGAUCUUCUCCGGCGAGUCGCCGGCGGAUUGCUCGUCGAACAUCGAGUCGUCAUCCUGCUCGGAGGAAUCCAUCGCAUGUUUCAUCGAGAGCGAGGACCGGUUUGUGCCCGGAUUCGCUACUUGGCCCGCUUCCGCUCCCAGUCUCUCGAUGCCUUCGCUCGUGAAGAAGCUGUUGCAUGGAUUCUCAAGGUCCGGGCGUAUUACAACUUCGCUCCCCUGACGACGUAUCUCGCCGUCAACUACCUCGAUCGGUUCCUUUAUUCCCGUUGCUUGCCGUCGCACGAUGAGUUUCGCCGGGGUCUAGGGUUACAUCAGCGCAUGGAAGAGAAGUCAGUCGGCGGUUACCUGGGGUAACUGAACGGUCGGGUCUUGUGAGAUCUGCUGCAAUAAUUGGUAGUGUUUUUU